UCCCGGAAGACGUUUUACGUGACGCUGCGCCAUCAUGAAACAUGGCUGACGAGAAAAACACAAACAUGGGAGUCGACAGAGGAGAGAGUAAACCGGGUUCGAGCAGAGCCGAGCCGCUCAGAGAGGAAGCUACCCGGAGAGCAGAGCACCGGGGCAAGAUGGAGGGGGAGAGCCGCGCCACGGCGGAGUACUGCGAGCAGCUGCAGGCGUGGAUGUGGCAGUACUACACCGGCUACGUGAACUGGCAGAGCUGGCUGGCAGCGUCAGCCAUGUCCUAUCCUCAGUAUUUACAGUCAUCCGGCGGCACAGCGACGUCCUCCCUCGAUUUAAUGUCCCCGCACUGGUACAACAGUCCGUUUGCUCUCCCGUUGUCGCCUUACCCAGCGGCCGGGGCCUCGCCGAGCAAUGGCCGGGCAGGGGAGGCUGCAGGCGGGGCAGCAGCAGCCGGUCAGCCGCUGCAGCAGCCGCAGGAGAACGGAAACCCACCGAGACCAGGCCGAGAGUAUAACAUUCCUUCGCCUCUUCAGAGACUCCUGGCUGAGAUGGUGGAUUUCUUCAUUUUGUUUUUCAUCAAAGCAACGAUCAUCAUUAGUAUUAUGCACCUCAGUGGAAUCACGGAUGUUUCCAAGUUUGCCAUGCAUUUCAUCGUGGAAGAAAUAGAUGAGGACACAUCGAUGGAGGAGCUACAGAAAAUGAUGCUUGUGGCCCUUGUGUACCGGAUAUUAGUGUGUUUCUAUGAGGUUGUGUGUAUCUGGGGAGCAGGAGGAGCCACUCCAGGGAAGUUUCUCGUUGGACUCAGGGUCGUUACAUGUGACUCAUCAGUUCUGGUUCAGCCUAACAGGGUGCACGUAGUGCCAGCAACUAACGUCUCUCUGACUGCAUCAACCGUCAGAGCCUUGAACAAGAACUUUUCUAUCGCCUUCUUUUUCCCGGCCUUCAUCACACUUCUGUUCUUUCAGCACAACCGGACUGUGUAUGAUAUGGUAGCUGGUACAAUAGUUGUCAAGCGCUCCAGGGCCAGAUGACGCUGAAGAGCCCACAGGAGAGCGGUGCAGUGAUGCUGAGCAGGCACUGUGUGAUGAUGGUCUUUGAGAAAAGCCAGCAGAACUCCUCAGGCACUGUCCAGGUCUGACCACGCAACAGCAUCGAGGAGCUGGCAGAGAGAUUGAUACUCAUCAAUAUGAACUGUUUUACUUUCCGACAACCUCAGUUUGGUUUGUCUCUGACAAACUGUAUUUAUGUCUAUAUGCCACUUUCAGAAUUUGUUCCUGUGCCAAAGUUUGUCUCCACCGAAGACAAGAAUACGCUCUUCAAUAACACAUGAUUCGUCUCUUUUUCAAGCUCUUGCAAACUGAGGGUGAACGUCUUCUAUCGCACAGUAUUUAAGUUAAUAACAGUGCAAACAUGAGAUUAUUCCUGCAGUAAAACUUUGCGUUGAAAACUGACACAAGAGCUGUGUACUCAGACUUUUGGAGUUGACGCCUCAUGCGCAGCUGCUGUAAAACUCUGGUUUAAAGGGACAUUUAAAUUAAUUUAAAGGAAAACCUGAGCACAAGUACUUUUCAUUCACACGCAUGUGUGCGACUGAAAGAAUAAAGAUGUAUUAUAUAUUUUAUGUGAUUAACCUUUUUUUGUUUUGCAUUUAACAAGAUUAAAUGAACCCACCACUAAUUACCUGCAAGAUGAGAUGUCUUUCAGCUGUUUGUUGGCAGUUUGAUAAUUCUUAUGUUAUGAUACUAAUUCAGAGGCCACAGUUUGUUUUCUGAUCUAAAAAUGCAUUGACUCAUUAAUGUUACAAUACUGUUUGCAUUAUGUAAUGAGGGUAUACUGGCAUCAAAAAGAAUUCAGACUCCUGCACCUUUUGCACACUUUUAGUUCAAGGAGGUUUUAAUCAAUGCUUGUUUGUUUGUUUGUUUGUUAUUCUGCGGAGGGAUGAGUGGGUCAUCACCUCAGGAGAAACCCAUUUGAUUUUGAUGUGGAUUAGAGGGCGGAUACAGGAUUUCCCCUUUCUUAAACAUUGUGUUUUACAUAAUCUUCGUUCAUUUCUCUAAGAAGAAUUCAUGAAAUUUGAAAAAAAUUAAAAUCAGCCACGUCUAGGACAGAUAUUUAUGAGUGAUCCCAAUUCAGAUCCACAUAGAAAGUAUGCAGUAAAUGUAUAUGUUGUUUCAUAAGGGCACCGUUGGGCCUUGGCAGGACUGUGAGCUCUACUCAGUGUUUAUCCAGUUGUAUGUGGAUUUCCUUCCAUAUCUCUACACUCAGUAAUCCAUGAUGAAAACGUGAAACACAGAAGUCAAAGUCCGCUCCAAGAUACUUGGUCCCUCUGGCAGCAAUUACAGCCUUAAGUCUUCUUGGAUAACUCUACAAACUUGUCUCAUCUAGAUUUGUAAAGUUAGUUUCAUUCCUACCUGCAUAUCCUCUCGGGCUCUGUCUGAGUGGAUGAGAAGUGUUGGAAGUGCCGUCCUCAUGUUUAGGUUUCGGCUUCAUCUGGGCCACUCAAGGACAGACACAGACUUGUCCCCAGAGCCAGUAUAGUGUGGUCUUGGAUUUACGCUUUGGAUUGUUAUUGUUCGGAGGGUGAAUCAGCCACAGUCUCAGGUUGUUUGCCCUCUGGAGGAAUCGUUCUAUGAACCCAUUCUUUUGAUUUAUCUAUUUGAUCUUCUCAGAGAAAAGGAAAUUCUAAAAAAACACAACAGUAAUCGUUGUCUUCGUACCUGCUUGAGUUUGGCUCCACCUAGUGUAAACUAGUUGAUCAAAUACACAUUUUCACAUGACGUACCAAGGAGGAUAAGUCCACUGCAUUGUUAUAUAUCCUCCUUUAUCAUCACAGAAAAUAAACCACGUCAUCCUAU
Molecule: messenger RNA, 2849 nt
Organism: Platichthys flesus (European flounder)
Lineage: Eukaryota; Metazoa; Chordata; Actinopteri; Pleuronectiformes; Pleuronectidae
Product: protein FAM8A1-like
Exons: 5
Coding region: 42-1025 (327 amino acids)
Source: RefSeq, a predicted model, not a curated record